CCUCAGCACAACGACACAAACGGCCAACUUGGGCAUCGGGCAGAGCCAAGUUCGUUUUGAACGUGCAAACCCUCUCGAUCCACUCGCUGCCUGUUUCCGCUCCCUCACACCUCACCUCACCUCACCUCACUUCAAACCUCCCUCCUUUUUUCGCAACAGCCACCCCGACGCCCGCCCGCCUUCCCUCGGCUCCGCGACGACCCUGACUGCCAAUUGCCAGCUCCGCCCCGGCGGAACAUUCCUGUGUCUCCGGAGGGUGCCAUCGCCCGGGCACUGGACACCUUUUUCCUCGCCCCCCGUUUCUGCUGGCCAGGCCCUGCGACUCCGCUCCUGCGCUUCUUCCCCCCCCCCUCGAUCGUCCACCCGAGCGUGCGAAGUGAGCCGGACGAGAAUACCCUUGGGCUUGGGCAGGGACCACGACACGGCCUUGGCCUCUUCCUUGCCGCCGCUGCCGCCACCCCUUCUUACUGCCGCCACCGCUGCCGCUGCCGCUGCCGGCCGACGACGAAGCGCUGCCAACGACUGCCGCAUCCGCCACCCUCUUUGGCCUCGUCUGCGUUCUUGUCGUUGUCGCCGCGGCCGCCACGUCCUGCGAAGCCACGCAAGCGAGGCGUCGCUGAGGCCCUGGCCGAGCACCCCUUGUCACACACGUUUUGCCGCACACGCAACAGACAAAACGCAGAUCGAGCACGUCGACACCGGCGGCGGCGCUCCCCCGUCGAACGUCGACUGUCCGGCCAUCCGGAUAGCCGCGAUUUUGGGCUCUUGACUGCUGGCGGCCCUCGAGGCUUGGCUACGCCCUCACAAUGUCGGAUUAUCCCUAUGAUCCUCGAGCGGCUCCGCAGCGCCCACGCGGCUACCCCGAAGCGAACAACCAUCAGCGAGAUGCCGCCUUCUCCAAUAUCUUUGGCGCCGCUCCGCCCCCCGGCCGGUCCCAAACCAUGACCUCGUCGAGCGCGUACCCGGGCAUGAUGGAACCGGGCAGAACUCAGACCAUGUCAUCGAUGGCCGGCCCGGGCCAGCACCGCCCGCCGCCUCCCCGAGCGCCACCACAGGGCCCGCCGCAGGGCUAUCAUAAUUAUGGCGACCGCGAUCCCAUGGCGGGGAGGAGCCGGCCGGCAGACCACCCCAACGGCUAUUAUCCUUCCCAGCGCUCCGCCUCCGGGGGGCCGAUGCCUUCUUCGCAGGCGCAUUAUAUGCAACAACAACAGCAGCAGCAUCAGCAGCAACAACAACAACAACACCACCCGCAGAACCGGCGACCCUACACAGGCCCCGGCAACCCGCCCCCGCGGUUUGAGUCUCGCGGCCCGCCUCCGCAGGCUGCCGGAGCAAGAUAUCAGCCGCAGCAGAGGCCGUACCCUGGGGGGCCCGGUCCCGCGCCGGCGCUGAACAACGACCCGUAUCGCUCGCAGUCUCUCGCCUCGGCGCCGCGCCCAGCCAUGUACCACCCGCCCCCGAGCUCGUAUCAACAGCAGUCGCCCGCGAACCACUUCCGACACGCGCAGUAUAGCCACCAGAAUUCGGCCAGGACCACGGCCCAGGGCAGGGUCGUGCCGGAGAGGCACGAGGACCGCACCAUGUCCAUGACGGGGGGCUAUCACCCGCAAGACAGAGACGCCCAUCAGACAAUGAGCGGCCGGGUCAUUCCUAACCGUCGGGCUCCCGCUGAGCCGCCCAUCUCCAACGGCUACCCGGCGCAGAAUGGCUAUCCGAGCGCGCCUGGCUCGCAGACGCGCACGACGAGCAUGUCGUCCUCCACAGCCGGGCCCAACCAUUCCAGGACCAUGUCGAUGGCGUCGAGCAUCGCUCCGACGAUAACGCCGUCCGAGUCGGAUUCCUCGACCCUCGUCCAGCGUCCGUCGCGCAGCAAGUCCGUCGAGAGCGAUCGCCCCGCCACGGCGACCAAGAUCCGGCCGCCCCUCGUGUACCCGGCACUCCUCUCCAGGGUUGCAGAGUGCUUCCGCAGAAAGAUCAUCAUCGGCGACCGAACGAAGAACGAGCUCACGUACAAGAACGCCUUCAGCGGCUCCGAGGCGGUGGACGUGCUGUCAUACAUCAUCAGGACGACGGACCGGAACCUGGCGCUGCUCCUGGGCCGAGCGCUCGACGCGCAAAAGUUCUUCCACGACGUGACGUAUGAGCACCGGCUGCGAGACUCGCAGUCGGAAAUGUACCAGCUCAGGGAGACGCUGAUGGACGAGCCCGAGGACAAGUCUCCCGUCAACGGCGUCUUCGUGUUGCUCUCGGAGUGCUACUCGCCGACCUGCACGCGCGACCAGCUCUGCUACUCCAUCGCUUGCCCGCGCCGUCUGGAGCAGGUGUCCCGGCUCAACCUCAAGAUGGGCCCCGGCCUGCGCAAGGAAGACUCGGCCAACGUCAACGACGACGAGGUCGACCAGACGGACGAGCAGAAGCUCUGGAUCAACUCGGUGCCCAAGGAGAUUGCCGACGCCGUCACCGAGCGGGAGAAGAAGAGGCAGGAGGUCAUCUCGGAAAUCUGCUACACCGAGAGAGACUUUGUCAAGGACCUCGAGUAUCUUCGCGACUUCUGGAUCCUGCCCCUGCGGUCCAAGGCGUCGCCGAUCCCCCUGCAGCGCAGGGAGAGGGUUGUGAAGAACAUCUUCAGCAACAUUGUCGACCACCCCAGCAUUCACACGGUCAGCUCGCGGUUCGCGACGUCGUUGACAGGCCGUCAGCAAAAGGAUCCCAUCGUGCACAACAUUGGCGACAUCUUCCUCGAGUUCGUGCCGCAGUUCGAGCCCUUCAUCUACUACGGCUCGAGGCAGCUGGAAGGCAAGUUUGAGUUUGAGAACGAGCGGUCUAGCAACCCGGCGUUCACCAAGUUCGUGGACGAGAUUGAGCGGCGCAAGGAGUCGAGGAAGCUGGAGCUCAACGGCUACCUCACCAAGCCCACGACGCGCCUGGCCCGCUACCCGCUGCUGCUCGAGAACGUGCUCAAGUACACCGAGGGCGACAACCCCGACAAGGAGGACAUCCCCAAGGUGCUGACGGUGAUCCGAGACCUGCUCGGCCGGGUCAACGCCGAGUCGGGCAAGGCCGAGAACAGGUUCAACCUGAAGCGGCUGCACGACCAGCUGCGGUUCCGGCCCAACGAGCGCGUCGACCUCAAGCUCACCGAGGAGGGCCGCGAGCUCGUGUUCAAGAGCCAGCUCAAGAAGUCGCCCACGGAUCCGACGGAAAUCACGGCGUUCCUGUUCGACCACGCCGUGCUCCUCGUGCGCAUCAAGCAGACCGGCAAGACCGAAGAGAUCAAGGCGUACCGCCGGCCCAUUCCGCUCGAGCUCCUCUCCAUCCGAGAGAUGGACGAGGUCAUCCCCGUCCAGGGCAUCAAGCGGUCGUCGUCGAGCCUGAUCCCGUCCAUCAGGACCAACACGAGCGACGCCAAGAAGGGAGAGGGGUGGCCCAUCACGUUCCGCCACUUAGGCAAGGCCGGCUACGAGCUGAUGCUCUUCGCCGCCAACCAAGCCGCGCGCAAGAAGUGGCUCGAGUUCAUCGACAACGCGCAGCAGCGCCUGCGGUCGCGCGCCGAUUUCUUCAACACCACCGUCAUCUCCAGCAACUUUUUCGUGGGCACCAACCAGAUCAACUGUGUCACGCCGUUUGACGGCGGGCGCAAGCUCCUGUUUGGCACCGACAACGGCAUCUACCUCGCAGAUCGCAAGAACCGCGAGCAGGUCCCGAGGAGAGUGCUGGAGACGACAAACGUGACGCAGAUUGACAUCCUGGAGGAGUACCAGCUGCUGCUCGUGCUGUCUAACAAGACGCUGCAGUCAUACUCUCUCUCGGCCCUGAACCCAGACGAGCCGGCCCUCGCCAAGCGGCCGAAGAAGAUCCAGAACCACUGCAGCUUCUUCAAGACGGGCAUCUGCCUGGGCAGGCACCUCGUCUGCUGCGUCAAGUCGUCUGCGCUGUCGACCACCAUCAAGGUGUUUGAGCCCAACGACGCCAUGACCAAGGCCAAGAAGCAAAAGGGCCUGGGCAAGUUCAUGGCCGGCGGCCAGGACGAGCUGCGGCCGUUCAAGGAAUUCUACAUCCCGACCGAGUCCUCUUCUGUGCAUUUCCUCAAGUCUAAGCUGUGCGUGGCGUGCGCGAGAGGCUUCGAGGUGGUGUCGCUCGAGACCCUCGAGACGCAGUCGCUCUUGGAUCAGGCAGACACGUCGCUCGACUUUGUGGCGCGCAAGGAGGGCGUCCGGCCCAUCCACAUAGAGCGUCUCAACGGCGAGUUCCUCCUCAACUACUCCGAGUUUUCGUUCUUUGUCAAUAGGAACGGCUGGCGAGCCCGGCCAGAGUGGCGCAUCGACUGGGAGGGCACGCCCCAGAGCUUCGCCCUCAGCUACCCCUGGAUCCUGGCCUUUGAGCCCAACUUUAUCGAGCUGCGCAACAUUGAGAACGGCGCGGUCCACAUCGUGCCGCAUAAGAACAUUCGCAUGCUUCACAGCAGCACCCACGAGAUUUUGUUUGCAUACGAGGACGAGCGAGGAGAAGACGUCGUCGAGGCCAUUGACUUUUGGAAGAAUACGCGAAAGUCAGAACUGCUCCCCGGCUCCCUGUCCUCUCCACACCUCAGCAAUCCGUCGUCGCCACGGUAGCAGCCCACAUCCUCUGCGUUAGGCCUCCCGCACUGAAUAGACUAGAAUUUUCCUUGCCAGGAAACUCUUUGCUGCAUGGGCAGGGCAUGUUUUGCGUUGCGCUCCAUGUUUUUUCACGCCCCAUUUCGCGUCCUCCGCAUCUGCUGGAAGCCGCCCCUCAUCGCCGACAGCGCGCGGGGCUCCAGCGGCCUACAGUUUUCGCAUACGGCAAGCGGUCUUUGCAGCGAGGCGACAGAAGGGGUCACGGGAUGCACUUUGGCAUGCUUCGCCCGGGGGUGGAGGCAAGAGAGGCGAGGCGGGGUGUGUUGACUAUGUAGGCAGCGUCGCGCACCGGCCGCGAACAGGCAGAAGGGAGGUUGGUUCGGUCCGCGACGGCCAGCCCUCUUCUUUUCAUUUUCUUCUUCUUCUUCUUCCUCUUUUCGUUAUCCUCUCUCGUCUUGCGGCAAAACCCAUACCUCACUUUUUUUUCCGAGCCUGUGGCAAGGGGUGGUGGUCUUAAUGUUCCUUUCUUGCGGUCCUCAGUGUGGGGGGGGAUCCGCGUGAAGUUGGGGAAGGCGACGCAGG
Molecule: messenger RNA, 5177 nt
Organism: Purpureocillium takamizusanense
Lineage: Eukaryota; Fungi; Ascomycota; Sordariomycetes; Hypocreales; Ophiocordycipitaceae
Gene: ROM2
Product: RHO1 GDP-GTP exchange protein 2
Exons: 4
Coding region: 807-4613 (1268 amino acids)
Biological process (GO): intracellular signal transduction
Molecular function (GO): guanyl-nucleotide exchange factor activity
Source: RefSeq, a predicted model, not a curated record